Adineta ricciae is the source of this 885-nucleotide messenger RNA. NCBI's taxonomy places the organism in Eukaryota, Metazoa, Rotifera, Eurotatoria, Adinetida, Adinetidae. The record is from the annotation of a GenBank genome assembly.
AUGUCUGUCGAAGAAUCCAAAGAAAAGCCAUGGAACUUUUACAAGGAAGAGCCACCAAUCGAUACGAACAUUGAAAGAUUUUUUCUUACUUAUGCAUCGAUUUCUCCGUCGAAGUUACGCGAACAUUUGUUCACAGUUCGUCAAUGUGCUUGGCAACGAUAUAAUUAUCCGUGUCUCGGUCUUUGGACUUUCCUAGAUUUCUCCAUUUGUCGAAAUCCGAUCUAUAAAGAGAUUCUUUCUCGAUGUAAAAAUGAAAACGCAACAGUUAUCGAUUUUGGAUGUUGUCUUGGGCAAGAUGUUCGACAAUUGGUAUCAGACGGAGUAUCUCUUGAUCAAAUUCGUGGCUUCGAUAUUGAUCCAUUUUUUAUUCAACAAGGUUAUGAAUUAUUUUGUGAUGAGAAACAGAUGAAAGAAAAGCAAGUCUUUCGUUCCGGUGAUAUUUUCGAUGAACAGUUUUUAGAAACAAUUCAACCAGCUGAUUAUGUUCACGUGGGAUCAUUUAUUCAUUUAUUUGAUCUGGAAAAACAAAAGGAGGUUUGUCGAAGAUUAACUCGUCUAUGUAAAUGUGCAAUUCUUGGACGGCAAGUUGGUUCCACAGUACCCGGAGAAUAUUCCAGACGUGGAGUAUGUGAUGGCUCAAAAAUGAUGAGACAUUCUCCUGAGAGUUUUGCUCAAAUGUGGAACGAAGUGACCGAUGGCGUUUGGCAAGUUGAGAGUGCUCAGCUGGAAGAACGACAUUUGAUGAAUGAUGUUCAACGAUUGAUUUUCGUUGUUCGAAAAAAAUCCAGUGAAACAUUAUGUAGUUCUCGACUCAAGCAAAUUCAAUAUAUUUCAAUUAGACUUUUUUGUUUUCUUUCUCUUAAAUAUCACUUAGUCUGUCUGUGA